AUGGCUCUAGAUGCAACUAAAUGUUGGUUCAUAUGGAAAGAAAGAUGCUUGUGUGUGUUUAAAAAACAAGAAAGAACACCUGAACAACUUGUUGUAGACAUCACAAGGCAUUAUGCAUAUUGGCAUCCACAAACUAUUAACAUUGUCACAACACAACCUAGAAUUAAGACAGUGAUGCUUAAGCAAUGGAACUUUCCUGCAAAAGAUACUCUAAAAUUAAACUGUGAUGCCUCUUGGGUUUCAAAAUUCACUGAUGCAGGUUUUGGUUGUGUGCUUCGUAAUUGGUUAGGAACAUGCAAAGGAGCAGCAAUGGGAGUCUUCAGAGCAUCAACAACAGAAGAAGCAGAAUCUCUAGCUCUUCUGUAUACUACCAGAUGGGCUAAUCAGAACAAUCUACACAAUCUGGUCAUAGAAGGAGACAAUCAAAUCAUUAUCAACUAUCUGCAGGGGAAAUCAGUUUCAGUUCAAUGGCAGAGUAUACCUAUUCUGGAAGAUGUUAAAUCAGAAUCAUCUGAAUUAGUUUUUUUUUGGGCUUUAAACAUGUCGACAGGCGAGCCAACAAGGUUGCAGACUUAA
Papaver somniferum (opium poppy) is the source of this 576-nucleotide messenger RNA. RefSeq lists its product as uncharacterized. The transcript has a single exon. Bases 1 to 576 code for a protein of 191 amino acids. NCBI's taxonomy places the organism in Eukaryota, Viridiplantae, Streptophyta, Magnoliopsida, Ranunculales, Papaveraceae. Gene Ontology annotation, molecular function: nucleic acid binding; RNA-DNA hybrid ribonuclease activity. The record is from RefSeq and is a predicted model, not a curated record.